Corylus avellana is the source of this 2254-nucleotide messenger RNA. Its product is annotated as abscisic acid 8'-hydroxylase 2. Gene Ontology annotation, biological process: brassinosteroid biosynthetic process; sterol metabolic process; brassinosteroid homeostasis. The record is from RefSeq and is a predicted model, not a curated record. Gene Ontology annotation, molecular function: heme binding; oxidoreductase activity, acting on paired donors, with incorporation or reduction of molecular oxygen; iron ion binding. NCBI's taxonomy places the organism in Eukaryota, Viridiplantae, Streptophyta, Magnoliopsida, Fagales, Betulaceae.
AACCUAAUUGGUAUCCUUUCGAUUGGUUGGAAGAAAUUAAUCAAGCAAAUAAUGUUCGAUCUGUCCAAGGAAGAGCUACUGUUCCUAGUAUGGAACUAUUCUGAUAUCAUCACUACUGUUGCAGUAGUUUCUAUAGGAGUAACUUUUUUUGUCUCCAAAGCUUGGAGUUGGAGAAGAGAGAAACUUGAUCAGAUUCCUGGCCGGCUGGGGUUGCCCUUUCUGGGUGAAACCAUUUCUUUUCUUUUAGCCACCAACAGCACAAGAGGGUGCUAUGAUUUUGUUAGACUCCGAAGACUAUGGCAUGGAAAGUUUUUUAAGACGAGGAUAUUCGGAAAGAUCCAUGUGUUUGUUCCGAGUACAGAGGGUGCAAGAAGGGUAUUUGCUAAUGAUUUUGUGCAUUUCAACAAGGGGUAUGUGAAGUCAAUGGCAGACGCCGUUGGAGAAAAGAGCUUGCUAUGUGUGCCACAUGAGAGCCACAAGAGGAUUAGGAGGCUUUUAUCCGAUCCUUUCUCCAUGAAUUCUUUGUCCAAGUUUGUCAAGGAUUUUGACAAAAUGCUCCGUGAAAGGCUCAAGAAUUUCGAAGCUGGGAAAAGCUUAGUGGUGCUCGACUUCAGUAUGAGGUUGACAUUCGACGCAAUGUGCAAAAUGCUUAUGAGCAUCACCGAUGAAUCCUUGCUACGAGAUAUCGAGAGAGACUGCACAUCUAUUUCCAAUGCCAUGCUUUCCUUUCCCAUCACGAUUCCUGGCACCAGAUACUACAAAGGCAUCAAGGCACGUAAAAGGCUCAUGGAAACCUUUAAAGAUAUAAUGAAAAGACGACGGAGUGGGAAGGAGUCCCCUCAAGAUUUCUUGCAAUCCAUGAUACAGAGAGACUCAUAUCAUCCGAACGAAAAGCUCGACGACACAGAGAUUACGGAUAACCUAUUGACAUUAAUAGUUGCAGGACAGACCACCACUGCAGCUGCAAUGAUGUGGAGUGUCAAGUUUCUGGAUGAGAACAAAGAAGCACAGGACAUGCUCAGGGAAGAACAACUGUCAAUAUUCAGAAAUAAGCCUGAAGGAGCCUUGGUCACUCUUGAAGAUCUUAACAAAAUGUCCUAUGGUUCAAAGGUUGUCAAAGAAACAUUAAGAAUGUCAAAUGUCUUGUUGUGGUUUCCUCGUGUUGCACUUAAUAACUGCACAAUAGAAGGUUUUGAGAUAAAGAAAGGAUGGCAUGUAAACAUUGACGCAACUUGUAUACACUAUGACCCAGAAUUGUUCAAGGACCCUAUGCAAUUCAAUCCUUCAAGAUUUGAUGAAAUGCAAAAGCCAUACAGUCAUAUACCUUUUGGGUCAGGAGCUAGGACAUGCUUAGGAAUGAAUAUGGCAAAAGUGACAAUGUUGAUCUUUUUACACCGACUCACUAGUGGAUACAAGUGGACAGUUGAUGAUCCAGAUACUUGCCUAGAAAAGAAGGCACAUAUUCCUAGACUGAGAAGUGGGUGUCCCAUAACUUUGCAGCCCUUAGGAGGUGGGAACUAAAGCAUAGAUGAGAUCAGUCCUCUGUAUGUUAACUGUGUGAGAAGUUCCUAGUGUGCUUGAAAGACAAAGUGGGGUAGUCUAAAGCAUGUAAUGCCUCUAGUUAUGACUUGUUCUCUUCCAAAGAUCAGCCACACAACAUAUAGGAACAGAGUGCAGAUUGAAUCCAACAACUAUCAGGCUCCAUUUGCUUUUAAGAUAAAAAGCCAGAAAGAUACUAUGUUUACUUCUCUGCAGCUCCAUAUCCUUGCAUUUAAGAAUGGUUAAGCUAUAUCAAUGAGACAUUUGCAUAUUGAACAACAGUAGUAUUUUUCAGAAAAAAGAUAUCCAAGAAUAUUAGAAGGUCCCUAUACUGCUUCAGAAGCAUACUCAACUAACAUAUUAUUGCCAAACUCCUAACAUAGCAAUUUUUAAUAUUGACACGAUACUCCUGUGGCCUAGAUUUUCUGCAAGACUAAAAUUAUAUGGACAUCAGGGAGAAAUUAAAAAAGUACGUAAUUUUGAAAGAAGCAUUAGUUUUAACAUGAAGUUUGCAACCCUAAGAUGAGAGGACAUCAUACAUGUUCCUGAUAUACCUAUAUAUCAAUAAUUCUUGUGUACUAAGGCUGCGUCUCUCUACACUUUUUGACAUAUACAACUUUACUUAUAAAAAAAAAAAAAACCUAUAUAUCAAUAAUUAUAGAGAAUCUGACAAACCAACAAUCGCGUCUCAAAAAAAAGACAAAGAAAAUACAAA